Molecule: messenger RNA, 669 nt
Organism: Haemonchus placei
Lineage: Eukaryota; Metazoa; Nematoda; Chromadorea; Rhabditida; Trichostrongylidae
Source: the annotation of a GenBank genome assembly
AUGAGCUAUCCAGCAAAGAUUCUGCUCAUCAAAUUAGUGAGGCAACAUGAAUCUAUUUGGAAUACCAGAUCCCCUGACUAUUCUCGAACGGAUGUUAAACUGCGUGCAUGGACUGACAUCGCGGAACGGAUGCGGGCCAAUGGAUUUGUGGCAGAAGUUGGUAGACUGAAGGUGAUGUGGAAAAAUCUUCGAGACCAGUGGAAACGGAAUAUAGCUCUAAAAAUGCCACCUGAUAGAGAGUGGUAUUUUCAGCGUCGUAUCAACUUUCUUGCGGACACGUAUGAGGGAGGGGUACGUGCUCAUUGCUCACACUACGACAUGGACUCUCCGAAAGCCAGUCCGGAUGCCCUCAGGCCAGAAGAGUAUAGCUACUUUGACCACGACUAUUCAAUCGAAGGAAGCUCUAUGAUGCGUGAACUUUCACCGACUCGCACCACAGAACCGAAAUCAGAGAUGCGCGACGAUGGUACUGCGUGUGGUCCUACCGUGAUCACUAUCAUAGACGAGAAUUCUGAUCAAAAAGUGUCUACAGUAAAGAAGGCGACUAAAGAGAUGAAGCAAAGUGAUAACAAUCCAGGCAUCGCCAUUGUUUCCUCUGAAAGGUCAGCACCUACUCCACCGCCAGCAAAGCGGCCCCGAACUGAGGAAAAAAAUGAAGGUACGAUGUGA